ACGCGAUGCCCCGCUUCUAUGGCCGGGGGCAAUGGGACCCGAAGCUCAUCGGGCUGCAGAUCGUCUGCAUGCAGUGCGCGCAUUACAUCGGCCUCGGCGUCCUUCUCGGGCUCUGCCACGGGGCCCACCUCUCGCUCGACCAGUUCUUCUCGUACGACCUCCAUGCGCUCGAGAGCAUUGACGGCAUCAAGACGUCGUUUGCACACAUUACGAGCGGCCUCGUGAACGCCGUCCUGCUCUGUUACUUUGUCGAGCGGGCGAAAAAGUGCUUGGACUUUGGCGUCACGCUCUAUGUGCUCGACCUUCUCGUGUGCUGCUUGUACAAGGGCUUUCCGUCGACGUGGAGCUGGUGGAUCGUCCAUGGCGUCGCGCUCGCCAUCACCGUCAUCCUCGGCGAGUAUCUCUGCUCCCGACGGGAACUCGAAGAAAUCCCCAUGUUGGAUCUCUUUACCCGCCGCGGCGCGCCGUCGCCACGCAAAAAGUCGACGCAAAUGGAGUAGAGUCAACACGAGUUGUUGUCUUGAGUCGCAUGGUUUUUGAGAAUACAAGAAGAAAAACACUUAAAUAGAGCCGAGAAAAGCCC
Messenger RNA from Saprolegnia parasitica CBS 223.65, 583 nucleotides. RefSeq lists its product as hypothetical. Gene Ontology annotation, cellular component: trans-Golgi network; Golgi membrane. The transcript is spliced from 4 exons. Gene Ontology annotation, biological process: protein localization to Golgi apparatus; Golgi to endosome transport; Golgi to plasma membrane protein transport. The record is from RefSeq and is a predicted model, not a curated record. Lineage: Eukaryota; Oomycota; Saprolegniomycetes; Saprolegniales; Saprolegniaceae. Bases 6 to 500 code for a protein of 164 amino acids.